Messenger RNA from Didymodactylos carnosus, 891 nucleotides. The record is from the annotation of a GenBank genome assembly. Lineage: Eukaryota; Metazoa; Rotifera; Eurotatoria; Philodinida; Philodinidae.
AUGGUUAGGUUAGGAUUAGGUUGUCGAAUUCAUAGGUUAGUGGCAGGAAAAAGUAAAUCAGCCAAUAGUGGCGAUGGUGAAGUUGAAUUACAAUAUCCGCAGAACAUAUUUAUUGAUGAAAAACAGAAUCGUAUCUGUGUACUUGAUCAAGGUAAUCAUCGUUUUCGAAUGUUUUCGAUGAAAGAUGAAGAUAAUCCUAAGGUGAUUAAAUAUUCAUUGGAUGAAGAAACAAGUGAAGUUAUCAUGGAUCCUAAGGAAAGUCAUUGUUUUGAUUGCCGAGAUAUUUGUUUGGAUCAACAAGGUACAAUCUAUUUGUCUGGCUAUUGGAACAAUCGUACUGUUCGUAGGGCAAAAGAUUAUAAAACAUCAACGGUAAUUGUUGACGAAAAAGCAGCAACAUUAGUUACAUCAAAAAAACAAUUGCAAUAUCCAUCACGAAUGUUUAUUGAUAAAAAAGAGCAAUUAUAUGUGGUUGAUACUGAUGCUGGUCCUGGUUAUCGAUCCAAUCAAUUAUCUGUACCGAAGCAAUUAAAAUUUGAUUCUAAUGGACAUUUGUAUGUUGUUGAUUAUGAUAACCAUCGUAUUCAACGUUUUAAUAAUGAUAAUAGUGAUUGUAAACAAAAUUAUACAGUAAUAUUGAAUGUGUCUAUGGCAGAUCGUGGUACAUAUGUAUGUCAAAAUAAAGAUAAAAAAUCUUCGGUUAAAGUUACAUUAAAUGUUAAAGCUGCCCAUGGUCCAUUAAACGAUAUAGCCUAUGUGGGUGAAAAUUAUCGUCUAACUUGUUAUCCAACAUACAAUGGAACAACACAAUGGUUAAAAGAUGGUAAACUCUUACCAACACAUUCAAAUCCGGAUAAAUAUUAUGUUGAUGUCGUCCCAGUCCUACACUGA